CCGCCCGCACCGCGCCAUGGCCCCGCGCGCCCGGCGGCGCCGCCAGCUGCCUGCGACGCUGCUGGCGCUCUGCGUGCUUCUCGUUCCACUGCAGGUGACCCUCCAGGUCACUCCUCCAUGCACCCAGGAGAGGCAUUAUGAGCAUCUCGGACGGUGUUGCAACAGAUGUGAACCAGGGAAGUACCUGUCCUCUAAGUGCACUCCUACCUCCGACAGCGUGUGCCUGCCCUGUGGCCCAGAUGAGUACUUGGACACCUGGAAUGAAGAAGAGAAAUGCUUGCUGCAUAAAGUCUGUGAUGCAGGCAAGGCCCUGGUGGCGGUGGAUCCUGGCAACCACACGGCCCCGCGUCGCUGUGCCUGCACAGCGGGCUACCACUGGAACUCAGACUGCGAGUGCUGCCGCAGGAAUACGGAGUGUGCACCCGGCUUCGGAGCUCAACAUCCCUUGCAGCUCAACAAGGAUACGGUGUGCACACCCUGCCUCCCGGGCUUCUUCUCAGAUGUCUUUUCAUCCACAGACAAAUGCAAACCUUGGACCAACUGCACCGUCCUUGGACAGAUAGAAGCACACCAAGGGACAAUGGAAUCAGAUGUGGUCUGCAGCUCUUCCCUGACACUGAGGAGACCACCCAAGGAGGCCCAGGCUUACUUGCCCAGUCUCAUCGUUCUGCUCCUCUUCAUCUCCGUGGUAGUAGUGGCUGCCAUCUUCUUCGGCAUUUACUACAGGAAGGGAGGGAAAGCACUGACAGCUAAUUUGUGGAGUUGGGUCAAUGAUGCUUGCAGUAGUCUGAGUGGAAAUAAGGAGUCCUCAGGGGACCGUUGUGUUGGUUCCCACUCGGCAACCUCCAGUCAGCAAGAAGUGUGUGAAGGUAUCUUACUAAUGACUCGGGAGGAGAAGACGGUUCCAGAAGCUGGUGCUGGAGUCUGUGGGCCUGUGUGUGCGGCAGACGGGCCCUGGGCAGAAGGCAGAGAUUCUAGGACGUUCACAUUGGUCAGCGAGGUUGAGACGCAAGGGGACCUCUCAAGGAAGAUUCCCACAGAGGAUGAGUACAUGGACCGGCCCUCACAGCCUUCGGAUGGUUCACUGUUCCUAAUCCAGCAGGGAAGCAAAUCUAUACCCCCAUUCCAGGAGCCCUUGGAAGUGGGGGAGAACGACAGUUUAAGCCAGUGUUUCACGGGGACUGAAAGCACGGUGGAUUCUGAAGGCUGUGACUUCACUGAGCCUCCAAGCAGAACUGACUCUAUGCCUGCGUCCCCUGAAAAGCACCUGGCAAAAGAAAUAGAGGGUGACAGUUGCCUCCCCUGGGUGGUCAGCUCCAACUCAACAGAUGGCUACACAGGCAGUGGGAACACUCCUGGGGAGGACCAUGAACCCUUUCCAGGGUCCCUGAAAUGUGGACCAUUGCCCCAGUGUGCCUACAGCAUGGGCUUUCCCAGUGAAGCAGCAGAGGCAGGAGUACGGCCCCAGGACAGGGCUGAUGAGAGGGGAGCCUCAGGGUCCGGGAGCUCCCCCAGCGACCAGCCACCUGCCUCUGGGAACGUGACUGGAAACAGUAACUCCACGUUCAUCUCUAGCGGGCAGGUGAUGAACUUCAAGGGUGACAUCAUCGUGGUAUAUGUCAGCCAGACCUCGCAGGAGGGCCCGGGCCCCGCAGAGCCGGAGUCAGAGCCCGUGGGCCGCCCGGUGCAGGAGGAGACCCUGGCACGCAGAGACUCCUUUGCGGGCACCGCGCCGCGCUUCCCCGACGUCUGUGCCACCGGGGCUGGGCUGCAGGAGCAGGGGGCACCCCGGCAGAAGGACGGGGCAUCGCGGCCUGUGCAGGAGCAGGGUGGGGCGCAGACCUCACUCCAUACCCAGGGGUCCGGACAAUGUGCAGAAUGACCUCACCUUCUCUGUCUGCCCUGGGUGCAGGGCACCAGUGCCUUUCCAAAAAAACGUGGUGUAGUUAGCCACUGCGCACCUCCUCACUGGUGCAGGCUGCUGGCAUGGUGGUGGAGCCCACCUCUCACUUCCUCCAGUGCCCCUCUCCUCUGCCUCCUACCACCUGGCAUCAUUCAGUUUGGCCUUUUUUUUUUGUAACGUUGGUGUCCUGCAUUUUUAAGAUCUAUAUCACCCCACCCCCAUAUUUAUUAUUCACUUGCUUUU
Molecule: messenger RNA, 2146 nt
Organism: Mus pahari (shrew mouse)
Lineage: Eukaryota; Metazoa; Chordata; Mammalia; Rodentia; Muridae
Gene: Tnfrsf11a
Product: TNF receptor superfamily member 11a
Exons: 10
Coding region: 17-1882 (621 amino acids)
Biological process (GO): lymph node development; multinuclear osteoclast differentiation; mammary gland alveolus development
Cellular component (GO): external side of plasma membrane
Molecular function (GO): cytokine binding; tumor necrosis factor receptor activity
Source: RefSeq, a predicted model, not a curated record